GCGAUUGUCAGUGUACUACAUUUGGACAUGAUUCGCUCAUAAGUUUAUUUUCGUUUGUACAGCCAAUCAAACAAAAUCAAGAUUGUUUUUCAGUAGAUGCAAGUCAGCACAGGAGUUGGCCACCAGAUGACUGCCGUGAUGGAGCAGUUUGCAGGACAACAGGCAGGGGUUACCUUGGAUACCAGCCAGCAGGCUUACCAGCAGAUGCAGCCAAUUGUGAUGCAGGGAAUGCCUGCUGGUGUCCAGUUUAUCCAGGCGGGCCAGUUUCCCACCAUCCAGGCUGGGCAACAGAUGCUGCAGUUGGCCGGACAGAACCAGCAGAUCAUACAGACAGCUUCUGGACAGCAGAUUCUUGUUCAGAUGCCCCAGGGUCAGCCCCAGGCCAUGACACUCCCUAACGGUCAACAGUUGCAGUGUAUUACGACCCCAACCUCGGGCCCCAGUUUUACCUUCGCUCAACCCCAGCAGAUAUUUAUCCAGCAACCGAAUGGCCAAUUGCUCGCCCAGACCCAGAUGUUUGCCCCACAGAACUUGCAGCAACUUAUGGGCCAGCUUAUACAGACAGCAGACGGACAGACGCUCCUCUGUCAGCAGCCGCAAAUGCCGCAACUCUCUCAGGUAACAACAGAUGGUUUACAACAAGUACAACAACAGGUGCAGCAGCAUCAGCAACAACAACAACAACAGGUUGUGGUCAGUCAACAACAGCAACAAUCGGCAGCACCGACUCCAGGCUUAGCACAAGUAAAUGGAACAGCAGGAAUGGGUUCUGAACAGAAUGCAGCCAAUCAGCAGGCGACUCAGCUGGUGCAGUUACCAGGGGGACAAGUCAUGCAAGUGGUAGGUGGCAACAUGUCGGCUCUUAACCUGGCAAACAUGCAGCGUGUACAAGCAGGGAACCAAACUGAAUCCGGGGAAGAGGAACCGCUCUACGUGAAUGCCAAACAGUACCACCGCAUUCUAAAACGGAGACAAGCCCGGGCUAAACUUGAGCAGGAGGGGAAGAUUCCUCGCAUUAGAAAGAAAUAUCUCCAUGAGUCUCGUCACCUGCAUGCUAUGAAUCGUGUCCGUGGGGAGGGCGGUCGAUUCCACUCAAUAAAACAUGAACCAGGAGACGGAAUGGAUGGACUGGCAGUUAAACAAGAGUCAGAGGAGGACUGUGAAGUAUCAAGGCUGAUGUCACGUCCCGAGCCAAGGAGAGAAGAAAGGAGAAUCAACCUUCCCAUCACCACUGUGUUAAACCCCAGCUACAACCAGCCCAUAUAUACAAACAUUGACCUUCGCAAUACAAACACAAGCAAUGGUUGAUAACGUGUGUUGAACAACAUUAAGCAUAACUUCAAAAGUACUUGUGCAGCUUCUGAGAUGUGUUCACUUCAUGAGAAAGUUAUAGGGCCAUUUCUUAUUACAGCCUUCGAAGGAAAUUUACAUUACAGCGAAUGUAUUGGCAAUAAGAGUGAUUAUGUGAACAAAUCGUUCUUAAAGGUGGCCUGCUUGGAAAGUAGUGUGGCAUUAAAAUGACCGCAGUCUGUGAUCUCGCUGUCAGAAUAAGAGGCAUGGUGAGAGACUCUGGUCUCGGAGUCUCAGAAAUUCAGACUCCUAGAUUCCAUACCUUGUGAGAUUGUCAUACACCUAAUAAGGGAUUCUAUUUUGCAUUUAUUUCUUCUCAAGUCAGUUUCAGAUAACAUAAUUCCAAAUUAUAUCUUUUUUAAGUAUUAUAUUAAGCAAAUUUUGUUUUAUGUCUUUUCUGUACAACUUUAUUUCUAAGUCACUUUAGACUGCUUGGAUAAGAUUCGAAAUACUUAAAUGUGUAAGUGGGAAUUCUGAUGGACUUCUCUAGCAAGAACAGUUAGUGAUGGUGCAGUUAUCGAAUCUGAUCAAAUAAUUUAGGGCUGCCAACGUCGGUAAUCAUGGCUUAUGAUCAAAAAUCAACUUUCAUCAAACUUAUGUUAUUUUACUUAAAAUCCAUGAAACACAUUUUACAUUUGUAAAUAUCAUUUCCUAUUUAUUAGAACUAAUACUUUGUAAAAAAAAUAAUUUAAACUUUAUUACAUUCUUUUUUUUAUCAUAAGUCUAUCGCUGAGCCAUUUAUGAAAUAUUCCAUAUAUAAAUCUUGAAUAUGACCUAGAAGUUUUGGAUGUAAACAUAACUUUUUGUUCAUUCCAAUAUUUUGGUUUUGUCCGAUUCAAUUAUCGAAUAUGGUUACCUGUUUCGAUUUGAUUAUCGAUUAUGACAUUUGCCGUAUUAUCCAACAUAAGUGUCUAACACUGGAAGUGGCAUUUAUGGUCUGGGUUAAAUAAAGGUCUUAGGGUUGAGUCUGGACUCGGCAACUUUUAAAAAUGUGAAGAUUCUUUUUAUAUUUCGUUAUUUUUACAUUAUCUUUGGACAUAAUUAUGAAAUGUUUGAGUGAUAACAUACUGUUCACCAUUGUUACUCCACAUGGACGAAGAGUUACAUAGCUUGGCAGUUCUGAAUCUCGAGUCCAACCUCCGACUUGAGGCUGAUUGUAAUCAUGGCUCCAGUGAAAUCCUAGCUUUUCCUAUAGUGUCUGUUUGAAAUAAAUCUUAGUCGUAUAAGACCAUUUUUCUCAUAUUUAUUGAUAGUAAUUUGCAAGGUUUGACACAACUUUAAUAGACAGAAAUUCUAAGGGAACAUAAACAGUUGAAUUCAAGUGUCUCUUCCUGCUGUCAGAUGUUCCUUUUCGCUUUCACCAAUCUGGCUUGGUUUUCUUCUACCUUCAAGUAUUAGAAGUGUUGACGUUUUUCACAAUCUUUGCUUGUUUACAAAGAAUUUCACAUACAGUUUGGUGUUAAGGACAUAAGGUUCUUCAAUAUAAUUGUAAAAUUCUGAGUACAAAUCCUGUGUUUGAAAUGCUGUGUGUACGAAAACUGUGUUUUGAAACGCGCUGAGUAUGCAAGGGUUUAAUUUUGCAAACAUUGAUAACUUCACUCUUGUCCGGGUUGAUUAAGAUAUAAAUAUUCUCGGAUAUACAGGUAAAUUAACAUCCAAAAUUCAAAAACUUGAUUACAAACGAACAGAUUGUUUCAUUGAAAUCAAGUUGGUGGGUGAAAGAUAAAGUUAGCCAAUCGGUGUAUAUGUUUCCUGUGCUAAAUAGAUCACUUACAAAUAUUUUUUUUUUGAUUAUUAAAUUAAUUAUGCUUUUUACAUAUAACUUAGGGCUUCUAUCUUACUUUUCGCAAGAAAAAUUAGGGUGUACCGGGUACUGACAGGAUAUGACUUGACUUGGAGGUUUUACUGUCCUGGAGGUUGCCAGGACAUCGUUAAUGUCAUAUGGAUAAUUUAUAUAUCUGCAAAUAGUUCAUCCAUAAAUAGUUGUUGUUUAAUUUAUAGUUAUAAUAUGAAAGCAUUCAAUAUACUUGCUUAUAUUUUAAAGUUAUUUGUAAUAUGUGAUGUACUGUGAAUUCCACAUGUUCAAAUUAUUUUUUCUGUGUACUUUUUGUGAAAAGUCUUCAUUACGGUAAUAUUAUAUAUUUAAGUAAUUUGAGAUGCUGCUAUGAUAGAUUUUCAAGUAAAUAUAGAUAAAUUUAAUGAUCAUUUAUUUGCCUGAGUAUGCUUGCCCAACUGUCAUGUUUGUGUAACAAGUUAAAGGUAGUGUAACACUGUUUAUUUUGGGUCUUCUUUAUGAUUAAGUCGGCAGGACGGGCUCAGUCUGGCACCAGCUAAUGCUUUUGAAGUAUACAUGCUGAUUUGGUUUGUGUUCAGUGUGAAAUGCCUUUUAAAUGCCUGUGUACUUACCAAUGCACAUGUGGUAAAUUCUAAAUAACUAAAUAAAACAAAUAAAUGACAAAAUGAAAAUUUAGCAGUAAUUUUAGUUAUAAAUUCAAAGUUGCUAGUUUUUAUAUGUUUUAUGAAUUUUGGUUGACAGAGGUCUAAAUAAUUAAAUGUGAAUCUGUCCGUUGACAUCAUUGGCUGUGGCUCGAGUGUGAACAGUAAGGAAACUUUUAUCAUUAAGAAUCAAUUUUGAUUUACUGGUAAUAUUGUUAGUUAAUGGUUUGUUAAUCAAUGGUUUGUUAAUCAAUGUGGAAAUCUUUUCUUAAGAAGUUCUAUUUUAUUUACAUAGAUUUCAUGAUAAUUCAUAAGUUGUACUAUUUUACUAAAUCUCUAAUUAAAUUUGGAAGUAUUAUAUAAAAAAAAAAUCUUAUUAUAUUUGGAACUAUUAUAUAUAAAAAUUCUAAUUGUAUUUGGUAUUAUUAUAUAAAAAUUCUAAUUAUAUUUGGUUCCAUUAAAUAGAUACUCCAUAUAUUUGGUUCAAUUAUAUAAAAAACUUAUUUGGCACUAUUUUGUAAAUAACUCAAUUUAUAUGUGUCAUAUUAUGUAUAAAAGCCAAUAUAUAUCUGUUAUUGAUAUUUUUAACCUACGGUAUAAUAUCAUUUUAUGAAUACAUUUUAUAAAUACAACAUUUUUACACUAUUUGUCAUAAUCCUCAUGUUAUUAUACAUCAUAUCAGAGACUUAAAUUUUUAUUCUCAUUUCAUGCUUAUUUAUUUAAUAGUUUCCCCAUAUUAUGUGUACUAUCAGCCAUUUCCAUUCUGAUUUCUAUGGCAUUUUUAUGUGUAAUUUUGUUCAAAUUCAUUGUCAAUGAAAUAUGUUGGUGUUUUUCACAUCUUUUAUACUGUUAAAGAGUCAAGUUUAACUUAUAAAUCUUUUUGCAAUAAAUUAAUACAAACAAGAAUGAA
Molecule: messenger RNA, 4696 nt
Organism: Mya arenaria
Lineage: Eukaryota; Metazoa; Mollusca; Bivalvia; Myida; Myidae
Product: nuclear transcription factor Y subunit alpha-like
Exons: 10
Coding region: 97-1308 (403 amino acids)
Biological process (GO): regulation of transcription by RNA polymerase II
Cellular component (GO): CCAAT-binding factor complex
Molecular function (GO): RNA polymerase II cis-regulatory region sequence-specific DNA binding; DNA-binding transcription factor activity, RNA polymerase II-specific
Source: RefSeq, a predicted model, not a curated record